Stereum hirsutum FP-91666 SS1 is the source of this 2417-nucleotide messenger RNA. Its product is annotated as Creatinase/aminopeptidase. The transcript is spliced from 12 exons. The record is from RefSeq and is a predicted model, not a curated record. Bases 137 to 1513 code for a protein of 458 amino acids. Lineage: Eukaryota; Fungi; Basidiomycota; Agaricomycetes; Russulales; Stereaceae.
AAGUUAUGGUACAAAAGAUCCAUCCAUAGAACCGUCUCAUGCGCACGGUUUUUUCAGCUGUACUCUACAUCACCAACAAGAGCUUGAUCGUCAGUCACUAACAGUACAACUUAUCUUACAGAAUUCAAGCUCACUCAUGGAGAGAACAGAAAAGUCUCCUCUCAUCGCGCCUGUACGGGUCGUCAGACCAUCAGCUGUACGAUUGGUAUCGCGGCCAUUCACGAGAGUGGUCGCUCUCGUCUGUAUAUGUCUGGCGAUCUUCACUUUGAGCGCUCAGAUCACUCAGCCCACUGUACUCAAGGGAGAUGAUAAUUUCCCAGAACUCGCAUCAUACUGUUCCCACGUCGCCCCAAUUUCUUCCUCGGAAUUCUAUUCUCGUCAACUUGCCCUCGCAGAGGUUCUCCAUAGAUUGAACGCAUCUGCGUAUAUCGCUGAACCUGGCGCGAGCGCGCUUUACUACGCCAAUGUGUCAAGCUCCUCUUGGAGGCUUUCCGAACGGCCUCUCCUGCUCAUCCUUUCUCCCCACGUUGCGGACGACGGCACAAUCACUCCACGAAUCUCCUUGCUCACACCCUCUUUUGAAGCCACGAGAGCCAAACUUCUACCCAUUCCGGCCAAGGAGGUGUUGUAUCCUGAAUGGCCAGAAGAGGUUAAUCCGUUUGAUGUUGCAGUUGGCGCUUUGCCCUCUCUCCAAGAUGGCGCCAAGGUCUUUGUCGACGGCAGCAUUCGGAACUUCAUAGUCGACGGAAUGCAGAACGCAGCGCCCCAGGCAAAGGUUUCCACUGCUCCUGUAGAGAUUCGUCGCAUCAGAGAACGGAAGUCCUCCACGGAGCUCGAGAUCAUGAAAUGCGCCAACGAGGCCACGCUGGCAUCUAUUCGAGCCGUGCGUGAACGCUUCUUCUUUGGUAUCAAAGAGUCGCAAGGCAGUGAUUUAGUUGCUCGGGCCCUCACAAGUGCUGGAUUGAGCGAUGGUUCCGGAAUAGUACUGUUUGGAGAGAAUGCCGCUCUCCCGCAUGGUUCUGGGACCGACAGGGCACUUGGUCCCAGUGACUAUGCUCUCAUCGACUGUGGCGGCUCGCUCCAUGGAUAUACGAGUGAUGUUACACGAACCUUCCUCCUGAAAGAGUCUAAGGUGUCUCAGCGCCAUCUGGCGAUAUGGGGUAUGGUUCGCGUAGCACAAACUCGUGCGCUCGAGGCAGCGAGAGCCGGGGUCCUUGCCAAGGAUGUCGACACGGCUGCGAGGAACUCACUGGGCGAGGAGGGCUUUGGGUCCUAUUUUAGUCAUCGUCUAGGCCACGGAAUCGGCCUUGAAGGACACGAGUCUCCUUACCUGAACGGAGCAUCGACUGAUGUGUUGAUGAGCGGACACUCUUUUUCCGACGAGCCAGGUGUCUACAUCGAAGGCGAGGUCGGAGUCCGUCUAGAGGACUGCUUCUACAUAAACGACGAAGGACUCGCUGUUUACUUGACUGAAGGGGCCGGCGGCCAAGCAAAGAGCCCGUGGGUGCUCUGAGCUUGCAGAAACGAAGGUUCAUCUAGUAAUCACACCGCACGCUAUUGUACACAAAAGAACACUUGCUGCCAAGGUGAUCGAUGGGGACAGUGACGACUCUGAGCUACGUGUACGUUGUUGCGGAAGAAGAGUGCUUUGUAGCUGAGCGAUGUGUGUGUUCUACUAAUCGCUACCUUCUCGAAGCCAACUUCCAGCCAGCGAGAAGUCGUAUGACAUCUGUGCUUACCCUCUGUUUUCGGCUCGCCCAAGUCUACGCUGAUCCGCGUUCCCUGUGGCUCGUCAUGCUCUGGCUAGACAAUUCUCGCAGAUACGAAGCGUAUUUUCUAGCGCAUUCAUUACCGGGAAAGUUACCCCUAAAGCGCGUAAUGGUCCAUUGUCUUCCAGCGGAAGCCUCAUAAUCCGGGGUCAACAAGCCGCGACCCACACCGUGGUCGACGCGUUGACGAGUUGAAGGAUGUAGGAAGCGACUUUAUCGGCGGGACGAGUGUCUUCCCGAGUCACAUCAAUUAUAACGAAUUCUUACCUUUUCUCACCCAUCCACCGUUUCUGUGAUCCACAAUGCCCUUCGACGGUGUCGAAAACAGAUCGUCCCAGAAUUCUGCCGCCGGGGAAUGGCUUCGUGAAUUCCACAGCGUCGGUGACUCGCUCAAUGCGGAUGCCUGGGGCAAGUUCUUCACCGAAGAUGCGUUGGUUACGAUGGGUAACAACGCGCCAUUCGAAGGCAGAGAGAACUUCCUCAAAGCUUACUCGUACCAGACCAGCAUUCUCGACAUGAUGAAGCACGAAAUUCAUCACUUCGACGUCGUUGGAGACCGCCUAUACCAUCAAGCGACUUUAUCAUACAUCGUGAAGGGUGAUCCCGAGAAGGAGGUCAUCAAGAUAUCCGCGUUUGCCAUCGUUCACC